This is a messenger RNA of Trichoderma asperellum CBS 433.97, 2088 nucleotides long. Lineage: Eukaryota; Fungi; Ascomycota; Sordariomycetes; Hypocreales; Hypocreaceae. The record is from RefSeq and is a predicted model, not a curated record.
UUAGAGUUCUCUCCUCUCACGCGACAGUCAUAUUAUUCCUGAUUAUCAUCUGUCAUUAUGGAGUAGCUGCAGAGGAGGGAGGAACAGGUACAGCCACACUCAAAAUACAACAGCAGCCCCUGGUGGAAGCUAGCUUGCUGGCUCAGGGUCAUCUUUUAAGUCGGCCUUCCUAUCACGUACAGCGCUCCUUUGCGCCCAUCAGCCUCAGCCUCAUCUUUUCUCUUUUCUUUUUCUGUUUAUUUGUUUGUUCUGGUGUGUCGUGAAACUCUUCUUUCUUCUGCUACUCAUUGAAAGCGCCGAAUUUGUUUACUUUCGAGUCGUUCUGUUGCUCACGAUACAAGCGGCGAAAUGGCUGAUCAGCACGGCCCCUAUGUUCGGCUCUGGGGCAUCCGGCCGUCACAGCUUCCCUCAGAGGCCACUUCAGCUCAAGAUCUCACACCAUUGCUUCAAUCAAUAUUGAGCGAGGCCGUUUCUUUUGUCAGCUCAGUGCCGCCGCACUCAUCCGAGUCAUCGUCAUUAUCAUCAUCAGGCAGAUCCAGCCAGAACAAUGGGAAUAACGGCACUGGCCCCUGGAAGGCAAAGGGAUGCAGGGCGUUUCACCACUCAGCAGCGCCGGUGCACAUGUUUGAGCGAGUCAUUUCAGCCGAAGAGCUAAAGACGAUAGCCAAGGAUCAGAAUUUGCCGCAGGCCAACGGCGGCUCAAAAAUCAAGCCCGAGACAUGGAGUCUAAGACGUAGCGUUCACGAGGAAGCGAAGAAGGCCGGCACUGCAGACUGGGAGGAAUGGGUGCGGUGCUUCAAGGAGGGCCAUGCGGACGCCGAGAUGAAGUUUACGCCGACGGUGAUGAGCCACAGGCUGAAGAAGCAGUGGGACUGCGCGGGCGUCGAGGUCAUGCUGGGAGGCGACACGUAUGAGAAUCUCACGCUGAAGCUGGAGGAAUCGGUGCACAAGAUGCCUGCACCGCUGAACAACCGCGUGUUUCCUGUGCUGCAAGUCACAGCAGCCGUACGAGGGCGGCGAGAGUUUGUCGUUGUCCAGAUAGCAGCGGUGCCGGAGACUCCCAGCGCAGAGGAGUCAAGAUCAGACGGCGCCCUGAGAGGCACGUACACGGCCAUCGAGCGCUUCAGGGAGAUUGAUGAUCAGGGCAACGUCGAGUGGGUGAUGGGGACGGUGUCUGAUGCGAGAGGCGUGCUGCCAGCGUGGAUCCAGAAGAUGGCGGUUCCGGGGCAGAUUGCAAAGGACGUGGACAUGUUUUUGGAGUGGAUAGCGAGCGAGCGAGAACCAAAUUCCAAACUUCUCGCCAGCGCAGAUGCUUUGGCCCGCAUGACCAUUGAGCUCAAUGUCCGCGCCAUGAGCGCCCAGACAGAACGGCUGGAGAAGAGCCUGGGCGCUCUCAUGAUGUGCACAAAGGAGGACAAGGAGUUUCGGAAGAGCCAUGAUGCGAGGCUGCAGAGCAUGGUGCAGGAGAUGCAAGUGGUGAAGCAGCGCAUGGAGGAAAUUCAGGGGCCCGAGUGGAACAGCAAGAGCAACGAUAAUCUGGAACAGUGUAAAAAGGACAUGGAUGAAUCCAUUGCGCAACUGAGGAAGGAAAUGAGUGAUUUGAAGGGCUUGGUUGGUGAUAUCACAACUGCACUGGACAAGAUUCCAACAGUGGCAGAAGCAGAGGCUUUGAUAAGUCGCACUCAGGCGGCAGGUUCUGCAACGAAGGGCAGCAAGACACAGGCAAAGCCAGAUGUCGAAAAGUCACGCUCUGGGCCAAAAACAGCAAGAACCAUUAAGCAGCGAAUCGAAGACACCAUCAGCUCAACCCGUCGUUGGAACCGUGAUCACAAAAGCACAAAGCUCAGAGACGCCGCUUUUAUUGCCAACUAUCUCAAGCAACAGUCCAAACGCGACCCCCAAAUGGCAGUCUACAUUCAAAAGGGGAUCCAACGGCGUGUCUAUCAUAGCGGCCGGCCCAAGUCUAAAACCCGGCCGAGGAAUCUUGAGCAAUUUUGUCAGGUAUUAGUGUGGAAGGACGUUCUUGAUGCGGCAGAGGAUAUAUUGGUCAAGAAUAGAGGUCAAACUGCCAAGGCAAUUGGGCAAUAA